Molecule: messenger RNA, 7348 nt
Organism: Phoenix dactylifera (date palm)
Lineage: Eukaryota; Viridiplantae; Streptophyta; Magnoliopsida; Arecales; Arecaceae
Gene: GLT1
Product: NADH-dependent glutamate synthase 1
Molecular function (GO): iron-sulfur cluster binding; glutamate synthase (NADH) activity; flavin adenine dinucleotide binding
Source: RefSeq, a predicted model, not a curated record
AAGGAGAGAGAGAGAGAGAGAGAGAGAGAGGGGUGGGGCAUUGUCGGUUGUGGAGAGAGAGAAGGCGGUGCGCUAUUUGCCCUUCCGAUUUUUCUCCGUAUUUGCUUUGCGAACCGAGAGGAGGGAUUUCGAGGGAGCGAAGCUGGUGGAGAUUCGCCGGAUAUCGAGUUUUUCCGAUCUUUUCUGAGUGGGAUUUUGGUUAGAUCCGACUGUUUCUGGGGGUAGGGGGAGGGGAAAAGGUCGAUUUGGGGUGGCGAGGAAGGAAAGUUUUUUUUCCUGCAGAGGACAAACGAGGAACGAGGCUGUUUGGCUGAAGAAGUCUGGGGAAGAGCGCUCUUGAUCGGUUCUUGGGUGGAAGAAAAAUCCUCUGAUCACCGCUUAUUUUAGUUUUUUUAAGCCAAUAUCCUCUAAAUCUGCUGUCUUUUAGGCUGGAUCUUGCUAAAUCUUUCCAAGAUCUCACAAAGACCCAUUUUUCCUUUUGGAAAACCUGAUAAAAAGCUGUCUUCUUUCAUUAUCUCGUUGUGAAAUUGAAACCCUCAGCCAUGGCCGUGGUCCCAGGCUCGGCCUUGAAGCUCCAAUAUGAUUCAGCUGCUCUUCCCUCUGUUGUAAGCCAUAAAAGAUGCGUCCGCCAUAGGGCUGCACAAUACCCUGCUUCGAGGCGGCUGCAUGCCUUUUCAUUAGAGAACAAGUUUCUUGGUAUGAAGCUCCGAGCGUCUGAACGGGUCCAGAUAUGGCGGACCGAUGGUCCGGGAGUUUCCCCGAAGCUGAGAGUCGUAUCACCAUCCAUGUCACUCUCUCAGGUGCCUGAGAAGCCCCUGGGUCUCUAUGAUGCGUCCUUCGACAAGGAUUCUUGUGGUGUUGGAUUUAUUGCGGAGCUCUCGAGGGAGUAUAGCCGGAAAACGGUUGCUGAUGCGAUUGAGAUGCUCGUGAGGAUGGCCCAUCGGGGCGCAUGUGGUUGCGAGACCAACACCGGAGAUGGAGCUGGCAUCCUUGUAGCUCUACCGCACGACUUCUACAAGGAGGUAACAAAGGAUGCAGGUUUCGUACUGCCACCACCUGGUCAGUAUGCCGUCGGCAUGUUCUUCUUGCCAACUGAUGACAGUCGCAGGGAAGAAAGCAAAGUUGUAUUUACCAAGGUGGCAGAGUCAUUGGGACAUGUUGUCCUUGGUUGGCGCCCUGUACCAACUGAUAAUACGGAUUUGGGUGAGUCUGCUAGACAAACAGAGCCAAUCAUUGAACAAGUAUUCCUUACAUCAAGUCCAAAAUCAAGUGCUGACUUUGAGCAACAGAUGUAUAUUUUACGGAGGGUUGCGAUGGUUGCUAUUCGAGCUGCUCUGAAUCUACAGCAUGGUGGAGUGAGGGACUUCUAUAUAUGCUCCCUUUCUUCAAGAACUGUGGUUUACAAAGGUCAGCUGAAACCAGUUCAAUUGAAGGACUACUAUUAUGCAGAUCUUGGUGAUGAAAGGUUUACAAGUUACAUGGCCCUGAUCCAUUCUCGUUUCUCCACAAACACUUUUCCUAGUUGGGAUCGUGCUCAACCCAUGCGUAUUUUGGGUCACAAUGGAGAAAUUAAUACACUACGAGGAAAUGUGAACUGGAUGAAGGCACGGGAGGGUCUUUUGAAGUGCAAGCAACUGGGUUUAUCGAAGAAUGAAAUGAAGAAACUCCUUCCCAUUGUGGAUGCUAGCUCAUCAGAUUCAGGGGCAUUUGAUGGUGUUCUUGAGCUCUUGGUUCGAGCUGGUCGGAGCCUGCCAGAAGCUGUCAUGAUGAUGAUACCUGAGGCAUGGCAGAAUGACCCGAACAUGGACACUGAUAGAAAGGCUCUGUAUGAGUAUUUCUCAGCUCUCAUGGAACCCUGGGAUGGACCUGCUCUUAUAUCAUUUACUGAUGGCCGCUAUCUUGGAGCCACAUUGGAUCGUAACGGUUUGAGGCCUGGCCGCUUUUACAUUACACAUAGUGGACGUGUAAUUAUGGCUAGUGAAGUUGGUGUUGUAGAUAUUCCCCCUGAAGAUGUGUCCAGGAAAGGAAGACUCAACCCUGGAAUGAUGUUACUAGUAGAUUUCGACAAUCAUACUGUUGUUGAUGAUGAGGCCUUGAAAAAACAAUACUCACAAGCAAGACCUUAUGGAGAGUGGCUCAAGAGACAGAAAAUAUGCCUCAAGGACAUUGUGGAUUCUGUGUCUGAAACUGACAGGAUUGCUCCAAGCAUAUAUGGCACUGUUGCAGCACAGAAUCAUGACGAGGACAUGGAGAACAUGGGAAUCCAUGGUAUCUUGGCUCCACUGAAGGCCUUUGGUUACACAGUAGAAGCUUUGGAGAUGUUGUUGUUGCCCAUGGCAAAAGAUGGAACUGAAGCGCUUGGAUCAAUGGGAAAUGAUACUCCAUUAGCUGUGAUGUCAAAAAGAGAGAAACUUACAUUUGAGUAUUUUAAACAGAUGUUUGCUCAAGUCACAAACCCACCAAUUGAUCCAAUUCGAGAGAAAAUUGUUACAUCUAUGGAGUGCAUGGUCGGUCCAGAAGGUGAUCUGACUGAAACAACUGAACAGCAGUGCCAUCGCCUUUCACUGAAAGGGCCUCUUCUAUCCAUUGAUGAGAUGGAGGCUAUUAAAAAAAUGAAUUACAGAGGUUGGCGCAGCAAGGUGCUUGACAUCACUUAUCCAAAGAAGCAUGGCAGGAAGGGUUUGGAGGAGACUUUGGAUAGGAUUUGCUCUGAAGCUCGUGAUGCUAUUCGUGAGGGCUAUACGACCAUUGUACUAUCUGACAGAGGUUUUUCGUCAGAACGUGUUGCUGUUAGUUCCCUCUUGGCAGUUGGUGCUGUUCAUCAACAUCUAGUCUCAAAACUUGAGCGCACUCGCAUUGGUCUGCUGGUUGAAUCUGCUGAGCCUCGUGAAGUGCAUCAUUUUUGUACUCUGGUUGGUUUUGGUGCAGAUGCUAUAUGCCCAUAUCUGGCUGUAGAAGCAAUCUGGCGAUUACAGAUUGAUGGGAAGAUCCCUCCUAAAGGAGAUGGCCAGUUUCAUUCACGAGAAGAACUUGUCAAAAAGUACUUCAAAGCAAGCAAUUAUGGAAUGAUGAAAGUUCUUGCUAAAAUGGGGAUAUCCACUCUUGCUUCUUAUAAAGGUGCACAGAUUUUUGAAGCUUUGGGUCUUUCUUCUGAGGUUAUUCAGAAGUGUUUCAAAGGCACCCCAAGCAGGGUUGAGGGUGCAACAUUUGAAAUGCUUGCUGGUGAUGCACUUCAUCUUCAUGAAUUGGCAAUUCCUACCAGAGCUUUACCACCUGGAAGUGCAGAAGCAGUUGCACUACCUAAUCCUGGGAAUUACCACUGGAGAAAAGGAGGUGAAGUGCAUCUUAAUGAUCCCCUUGCAAUUGCAAAGUUGCAAGAAGCAGCCAGUGCUAACAGUGUGGCAGCAUACAAAGAAUACUCCAGGCGGAUACAGGAGCUGAAUAAGACCUGCAAUUUGCGUGGUAUGUUGAAGUUCAAAGAUGUUGGUGAUAAGAUUCCCUUGGAUGAAGUGGAACCUGCUAGUGAGAUUGUGAAGCACUUUUGCACUGGAGCUAUGAGUUAUGGCUCACUAUCAUUGGAAGCACAUACCACUCUAGCUAUUGCAAUGAAUAAACUUGGAGGCAAAUCUAAUACUGGUGAGGGAGGUGAGCAACCUUCACGUAUGGAGCCUCUUCCAGACGGUUCGAUGAAUCCAAAGAGGAGUGCAAUUAAACAAGUAGCAAGUGGACGGUUUGGAGUUUCGAGCUACUAUCUUACCAAUGCCGAUGAACUUCAGAUAAAAAUGGCUCAGGGGGCCAAGCCAGGCGAAGGAGGCGAACUUCCAGGCCACAAAGUAGUUGGUGAUAUUGCGGUCACUAGAAAUUCUACUGCCGGUGUAGGGCUUAUCAGUCCUCCCCCCCACCAUGAUAUCUAUUCAAUCGAAGAUCUUGCCCAACUAAUUCAUGACCUUAAGAAUUCGAACCCAGGGGCCCGAAUCAGUGUUAAGUUAGUCUCAGAGGCUGGUGUGGGUGUAAUUGCUAGUGGGGUUGUAAAAGGGCAUGCUGACCAUGUUUUGAUCUCUGGCCAUGAUGGAGGAACUGGAGCUUCCCGUUGGACUGGCAUAAAAAAUGCGGGUCUUCCCUGGGAGCUUGGAUUGGCAGAAACACAUCAAACUUUAGUGGCAAAUGACCUUCGUGGCCGAACCAUUCUUCAAACUGAUGGCCAGUUAAAAACUGGAAGGGAUGUUGCUAUUGCUGCUCUACUGGGUGCAGAAGAAUUUGGUUUCAGCACUGCCCCUCUGAUAACCCUCGGCUGCAUUAUGAUGCGGAAAUGCCAUAAGAAUACUUGCCCAGUUGGCAUUACCACUCAAGACCCUGUACUUCGUGAAAAGUUUGCUGGGGAACCUGAGCAUGUUAUAAACUUCUUCUUUAUGCUCGCAGAGGAGGUCCGUGAGAUAAUGGCUCAGCUGGGUUUUCGAACCAUUAAUGAAAUGGUUGGCCGUGCAGAUAUCCUCGAGAUUGACAGAGAAGUAGUUAAGAACAAUGAAAAAUUGGAGAAUAUUGAUCUCUCAUUGCUACUUAAACCUGCAGCUGAGAUUCGCCCAGAAGCUGCUCAGUAUUGCAUUCAGAAGCAGGAUCAUGGUCUUGACAUGGCAUUAGAUCAAGAACUUAUCACUUCAUCAAAAGCUGCUCUAGAGAAGGGUCUUUCUGUUUACAUUGAGACACCAAUUCGAAAUGUAAACCGUGCCGUUGGUACGAUGCUCAGUCAUGAAGUUACUAAAUGUUAUCACAUGAAAGGACUACCUUCGGAUACAAUCCACAUUAAGCUAAACGGAAGUGCUGGUCAGAGUUUGGGGGCUUUUCUGUGCCCUGGAAUAACCCUUGAGCUUGAAGGGGAUAGCAAUGACUAUGUUGGGAAAGGAUUAUCUGGUGGCAAGAUUGUAGUGUAUCCUCCAAGAGGAAGCAAAUUCGAUCCAAAGGAGAACAUUGUCAUUGGCAAUGUUGCUCUAUACGGAGCCACAAAUGGGGAGGCAUAUUUCAAUGGAAUGGCUGCAGAGAGGUUUUGCGUCCGUAAUUCUGGUGCUAGAGCAGUCGUUGAAGGGAUUGGUGAUCAUGGGUGCGAGUACAUGACAGGUGGUACUGUUGUGAUACUUGGAAAAACUGGGAGGAAUUUUGCUGCUGGCAUGAGUGGUGGAAUUGCUUAUGUUUUAGAUGUGGAUGGAAAAUUCCAUACUAGGUGCAAUACUGAACUCGUUGAUCUUGAAAAAGUUGAAGAGGAAGAUGAUAUUACGACAUUGAAAAUGAUGAUACAACAACAUCAGCGUCACACCAGCAGUGAGUUAGCAAAAGAGGUCCUUGCCAAUUUUAACAAUCUCCUCCCAAAGUUUGUGAAAGUAUUUCCUCGUGAUUACAAGAGGGUUCUUCAGGACUUAAAGGCAGAGCAAGCUGCCAAAGAAGCUGAGGCACAACAAGAAAAGGAAUUGAUGGAAAAAGAUGCCUUUGAAGAGCUUAAGAAGUUGGCAGCUGCAUCUUUGAAUGAUAAGAAGGUGGAAGAUUCGAGGCCGGUCAAAAGGCCAACUCAGGUGCCCAAUGCUGUCAAGCAUCGAGGUUUUCUUGCUUAUGAGCGAGAGAGCAUUUCAUAUAGGGAUCCGAAUGCUCGAAUUAAUGACUGGGAAGAAGUUGCUGUGGAGUCAAAACCUGGGCCAUUGUUGCAAACACAAUCUGCCCGUUGCAUGGACUGUGGAACUCCGUUCUGUCAUCAGGAAAACUCUGGCUGUCCUCUUGGAAAUAAGGUACCGGAAUUUAAUGAACUAGUGCAUCAGAAUAGGUGGCGUGAAGCUUUGGAUCGGCUUCUUGAGACAAAUAACUUUCCAGAAUUUACUGGUCGAGUCUGCCCUGCUCCCUGUGAAGGUGCUUGUGUUCUUGGGAUCAUUGAGAACCCAGUAUCUAUUAAAAGCAUAGAAUGUGCCAUCAUAGACAAAGCCUUCGAAGAAGGAUGGAUGGUGCCUCGACCUCCGCUUCAGAGAACUGGGAAGAGAGUUGCCAUUGUUGGUAGCGGACCGGCUGGUUUGGCUGCUGCUGAUCAGCUAAAUAAAAUGGGUCACUUGGUUACUGUCUUUGAGCGUGCUGACCGCAUUGGGGGCUUGAUGAUGUAUGGAGUUCCUAACAUGAAGGCAGACAAGGUUGACAUUGUUCGGCGCCGUGUUGACCUAAUGGCUAAGGAAGGUGUCACUUUUGUGGUGAAUGCUAAUGUUGGAAAAGAUCCCUUAUAUUCCCUUGAUCGGCUCCGAGCUGAGAAUGAUGCAAUUAUUUUGGCUUGUGGAGCUACAAAACCAAGGGAUCUGCCUGUGCCUGGGAGGGAGCUCUCUGGAAUUCAUUUUGCUAUGGAAUUUCUCCAUAGCAACACCAAAAGUUUGCUUGAUAGCAAUUUGCAGGAUGGUAAAUAUAUAUCUGCCAAGGGGAAGAAGGUGGUUGUUAUAGGUGGAGGAGACACAGGGACAGAUUGCAUCGGGACAUCCAUCCGACAUGGUUGUACCAGCAUCAUAAAUCUAGAGCUUCUUCCUGAGCCACCAAUAAAAAGAGCACCAGGCAACCCCUGGCCACAGUGGCCUCGCAUUUUCCGAGUAGAUUAUGGCCAUCAGGAAGCAGCAGCGAAAUUUGGGAAAGACCCAAGAUCAUAUGAAGUCUUGACCAAGCGCUUUGUGGGCGAUGAGAAUGGUUUUGUAAAAGGCCUUGAGCUCAUACGCGUGAAAUGGGCAAAGGAUAGCAGCGGGAGAUUCCAGUUUGAGGAAAUCAAGGGUUCCGAAGAGACAAUUGGGGCUGAUCUGGUCUUCUUAGCUAUGGGGUUCCUUGGUCCUGAGGCGACAAUCGCCGACCAGCUGGGUUUGGAGCGAGACAACCGGUCGAACUUCAAAGCAGAGUAUGGGCGCUUCUCGACCAAUGUGGAUGGUGUCUUUGCUGCCGGGGACUGCCGGCGUGGUCAGUCACUGGUUGUCUGGGCCAUCAACGAGGGCCGGCAGGCUGCAGCUCAGGUGGACAAAUACUUGACGAAAGUUGAGGGUGAUGUCACGAAGGACACCCCCAGCAAUGAAGAGGAUGUGGUCCAGAAAGUGGCUGCGUAGACAGGGAAAGUUUCUUACCUGAAAUUAUAGGUUUUAAAGGGUACCAAAUAGGAGAAUCUGAUAGUCAUUUGGCAAGCAAGGGGGUUGGCGAGCUGACAGAUAUAUGUAUGGGGGUCUGAGGGUUUCAAUUUAUCUCUCUUGUCUGGUUGAUUUUCUUUGUUAUGUUCAAAGCUGUGUUUAUGGCUUCAUGAAUAAUGUACAAUUUUCCAAGAAAUGAAAUAUAGUGAAAUUGGUGGGCAUGCUGAAGA